Mesorhabditis belari is the source of this 3318-nucleotide messenger RNA. NCBI's taxonomy places the organism in Eukaryota, Metazoa, Nematoda, Chromadorea, Rhabditida, Rhabditidae. The record is from the annotation of a GenBank genome assembly.
AUGAGCGAUUUCGAUGAUUUUUACGGAGGUACCGGUGGCGAAUCGUUGACGUUUGUUGAUAGUGAAGCCGAUGAUAUUCCUUGCAUCUCACAGGACUCGGAAUUUGACUUCAAUACGCAAUUCUAUGCAAACUCACAAGGCAGCCAGCCGUUUCAAGGAACUCAACAAACGAAUGACAACACCGAUAUUCAAUUCAACGAGGAGGACGUACAACUCACAGAAUUGCCCGAUCAUGCUUGCCGCUACUGUGGCAUUCACGGUCCAAAAUGUGUUGGUCAAUGCACACAGUGCCACCGUUGGUUUUGUAACGGAAAAGGAGCAACGAGUGGUUCGCAUCUAGUCCAUCAUCUUGUUCGGAGUCAACACAAAGAAGUGUGCCUGCAUAGAGAUUCGUUGCUCGGAGAGACCCAAUUGGAGUGCUAUCAGUGUGGCUCAAAAAACGUUUUCUCGCUGGGUUUUAUCCCGGCUACUGCGGAUGCUCUCGUUGUUAUUUUGUGCCGCUCUCCAUGUGCACAACAAGCUAAGGAUAAUGGAUGGCAGAACGAGGAAUGGAAGCCGCUUAUUCAUGAGAGAGGCUUAUUGAAAUGGUUAAUCGAUGUACCUGAUCAACAAUUGCAACAACGGGCUACACAAGUUUCAGCAGCUCAAAUUGCACGAUUGGAAGAGUUAUGGAAAGAUAAACCAAAUGCAGGACUUGAAGAUUUGGACCGUCCUGGAUUUGGCGCUGACCCUGAUCCUGUACAGUUGAGGUACGAAGAUGCUUAUCAUUAUCGACGUAUUUUUGGACCACUAGUGCAAGCAGAGGCAGAUUUUGAUCGCCGUAUGAAAGAAUCACAGACGCAAUCAGUCGGACAUGUUCGCUGGGAUGUCGGUCUCAAGAAAAAGCAUCUUGCAUUCUUUCAUCUCCCUAAAUUUCAAGAAGGAAACAUGAAAUUGGUGAUUGGUGACGAGCUCCGGUUGAAGCAUUGCCUCACAGUUGACAAAGAAUGGUGGUGCUGUGUUGGACAAGUGUUUAAAGUUCCCGACAAUCAUUCGGAUGAAAUUGGUAUCGAGAUGCGAGCCGGUAUUCAGGAAAAAAUGCCAACUGACCCAAGAAUUAACUUCACGUGUGAGGUUGUCUGGAAUUCGAUUUCUUUUGAUCGAAUGAUGAGUGCCUUGUCAACUCUGGAGCGUGAUGAGAAAUCGGUCUCCCAAUACAUCUACCAUAAAUUGAUGGGUCACGAUAUCGAUGAUAUUCUCUUCAAGGUCAAACCACCUCGGCGCUUGUCUGCUCCAGGUCUUCCCGAGUUGAAUCACAGUCAAAGCCAUGCCGUGAAGGCCGUUUUGGAGAGACCGCUUUCGCUGAUCCAAGGGCCACCUGGAACUGGAAAAACUGUCACAUCCGCAACGAUCAUUUAUCAUCUUGUAACCCAAGCAGCAUCAGAUCAGCCACAACAAGUGCUCGUUUGUGCCCCAUCAAACAUUGCUGUUGAUCAAUUGGCGGAAAGAAUUCAUCGCACUGGAUUGAAGGUGAUUCGCAUGUGUGCAAAAAGUCGUGAAACUCUUGACAGUACCGUGGAAGCGCUCACACUACAUAAUCAACUUGUAUCGUUGAAAGGAGCUGCUGAGUUGCAAAAAUUGCAUCAGCUAAAGCAAGAGAUGGGAGAACUUUCAGCACAAGAUGAAGUUCGAUACAGAAAGUUAAAGGAUAUCAAAGAACGUCAGCUCUUGCAGGCAGCGGAUGUGAUUUGCUGUACUUGUUCCACUGCCGCUGAUCCCCGUCUACAAGGAUUGAAACUUAAAUGUGUGUUGGUCGACGAGUCAACGCAAGCAACUGAACCAGAAGUCUUGACGGCUAUUGUUCGUGGAGUUCGCCAAUUGAUCCUCGUCGGAGAUCAUUGUCAACUGGGACCCGUUGUUCUUUGCAAGAAGGCUGCAAUGGCUGGAUUUUCGCAAUCUCUCUUUGAACGUCUCGUACUACUUGGGAAUCGACCCAUUCGUUUACAAGUUCAAUACCGAAUGCACCCGUCUUUAUCAUCAUUCCCAAGUAGUGUUUUUUAUGAAGGAUCGCUUCAAAAUGGAGUCACUGAAGAUGAGCGCACAAUGAGAGGUGUUGAUUGGCAAUGGCCUGUUCAGACGAAGCCAAUGAUGUUUUGGACUUGUUAUGGACAAGAAGAAAUGGCAGCAUCGGGAACUUCUUUUCUUAAUCGCACGGAAGCGGCAAACGUUGAAAAGCUAGCAAGUCGCUUAGUUCGUGGUGGAAUGCGACCCGAACAAAUUGGAAUCAUCACUCCAUAUGAGGGGCAGCGAUCGUUUAUCGUUCAAUUAAUGCAUAAUCAAGGCUCGCUACCUUCAAAGAUCUACGAGGAGAUGGAAAUUGCCAAUGUUGAUGCUUUUCAAGGGCGAGAAAAGGAUGUCAUCAUUGUCACAUGUGUGCGCUCCAAUGAAACUGGUGGCAUCGGCUUUUUGAAUGAUCCACGUCGUUUGAAUGUGGCCAUCACCCGUGCAAAAUACGGAUUGGUUAUUAUCGGAAACGCGAAAGUUUUGGCGAGAGAACCGCUAUGGAACGAAUUGCUGAAUCAUUUUAAGGAGCGCAAUCUGAUUGUUGAAGGUGCUCUCAACAAUCUGAAAACAUCACUUGUACAGUUACCACGACCGAAACCUCAAACUGUAAAUCCGGCAUAUCCCAGUGCCCGUUUUACUGCGAUGAAUCAGCGUCAGAUGUACACAUUACGAGAGUAUAAAGGAGAAGUUAACAAAGGUGCAUUUCUUGAUCCGGGAGCGACAGUUACAAAGAAUACACUUCGAUCCCUGCAUGCUCAACUCCCCGUUCCACUACAUAUGGUGAACCUUGGAGGAAAUACGGCCGCUUCUCAAUCAAAUGCAAACACCCCAUAUACCCGCGGCAAGAGCCGUGGCGUCAAAGGAAACGCCGCUUGGCCACCAGUUGGGCCAUCUUCCGGACUUGUUUCUUCUGCGGCCUCUCUUACCGACACCUAUGUUUCGCAAAAUAGUCAGGAUUUCUAUGGUGAUCAACCGUGGGCCUCGCAAGACACCUUGCAAUCCCAAUCACAACAGUGGCAUCAAACACCUGGAUAUGGAAGAGACGGACAAUCACAGAUGGUGAGCCAAGACGAUGCUGUUGGUGGCCUUUCACAACUUGGUCCACAAAUUGAAACCCAUUCUCCACUAUUCUACAUCGUUUUUUUGGACGUGGAAACAUUUGGAGGUAUAAAUCAUCUCAGCUUUUCAAUUGAUUACGUCAGCCGACAAGUACGAUGCCAACCGAUUCGAAUCUCUGAAAAGCGAGCUACGGAACGAAAAGUUAUAGAUCCUAUU